Cololabis saira (Pacific saury) is the source of this 2801-nucleotide messenger RNA. Its product is annotated as neoverrucotoxin subunit alpha-like. The coding region runs from base 168 to 2303 and encodes 711 amino acids. Gene Ontology annotation, molecular function: protein binding. The transcript is spliced from 5 exons. The record is from RefSeq and is a predicted model, not a curated record. NCBI's taxonomy places the organism in Eukaryota, Metazoa, Chordata, Actinopteri, Beloniformes, Belonidae.
AGGAAAUUCCAGGACACUCCAGGCUGAAGGGCAGAAGAUUCACCUGCUGACUGUUUGAGUGACACAUCUUAACCAGAAGAAUCAAAAAGAUUCAGGGACCAUCUGGCAGCAGAAACUUAUUGGAAAGAGGUGAUAGAACCUGGGCUGCGAAACAAGUAAAGGACGGGAUGGACCUGUCACCAGGAGACAUGGCCUCAGCGAUGUUGGAAGUAGCAAGUCUGGGUCGACCUUUUACGUUGGGGAUGCUUUACAAUGCUCAGAGACAAAAACUCCUCCCAGGUGUCACAUUGUGGGAUGAGAAAACUCUUAAAGAGAAGAUAAUUCAGAAUCCUCAGCAUAGCAGUCAGUUUCAAAUCGCUUCAUCUGAUUCCUUCAAAGACAAGUCCUCUCUGCUGGAUGUUGACGCCUCCCUGAAGGCCAGUUUCAUGAGUGGACUGAUUGAAGUUAACGGAUCCGCAAAGUAUCUGAACGAUGUGAAGAAGUCCCACCGUCAGGGCCGAGUGACGUGUCAGUACAAAGCGACCACCGUCUUCAAACAGCUCACUGUUUCUGACUCCAAGAACAUCCAGAUCAAUGAUUCUGUGAAGACAACGGCCACUCACGUCGUCACCGGCAUCCUUUAUGGUGCAAACGCUUUCUUCGUGUUUGACAGCGAGAAGUUAGACAGUAGCAAUGUUAGGAAGAUCGAGGGCAGCAUGCAGGCUGUGAUCAAGAAGAUCCCUUCAUUUAAUGUUGAGGGCAAAGUUGACAUCAAGCUGAGUGAAGAAGAAAAGGACACGGCCAAUAAGUUUACCUGCAAAUUCUACGGAGACUUCAUUCUUGAAAGCAACCCUGCAACACUUGAAGAUGCCGUGAAGACCUACAUAGAGCUGCCAAAGCUACUGGGAGAGGACGGAGAAAACGGGGUUCCUCUGAAAGUCUGGAUGAUGCCGCUGAAUAACUUUGAUUCAAGCGCUGCAGAGGUCACCUCCACCCCACCGCCUGAGAUCAGUCCUAGACUUACAGGAAGAGCUCAAGAUCUUCUGGAAGAAUUUCAGGACCUGAAAAUGAGAUGCAACGAUUGUCUGGAAGAAAACAAUCAUUUCCCACGGAUUCAUGAGCGGUUGAGUCAUUUCCAAUAUCUGUGUGACAAGUACAUCGCUGGAGCCAAGGAGAAAAUGGCAAAAAGUCUUCAGUCCGUCAAGGAAGGUGACAAAGAUGAGACGGGGUUCAAAGCUGCCUUUGAUGGUGAAGAAACCUCUCCAUUCAGUUUGGAGAAAUUAGACGUAUGGUUGGAACAUAAAGAAAGAGAAGUCAGCGUCAUGAGUUCCUGUGUGGAGAUGACGGAGGGAGCCAAGAUCGUCAGGAAUCAGCCAGAGUUGGACAGAGAGCUUCUUGAUCCACAAGUAGAAGAUGUUCUGUGCUUUGUCUUCACCUCCGUGGAAACUACUGACCCCUAUCUUCAGGAAAUGUCUGAUUACCUGGAUCCACCUCCCUCAACUGCUGCCAGGGACGUGAGUCCAUGCACCGAGUGGUACUUCUCAGAAGAUGUGAUAAACAAGAUGAGAGAGAAAGCCAAAGAGUUCGGUGAACUUCACAGAGCUCUGAAGAACAACAGCAGAUACAAAUUCCUUAUAGCAGUUAUAUCAAAUGACAAAUACGAAGGAGCGAGCAUCUACCACUACAGGAACAUCAACCUACUCACUGAUGACUUCUCAAAGCCUGAUGUCACCAACGUGGAAAACAUAACCAACAAAAGAGAUCUAAUGUGGUAUGCCACUGAUAUCACCCUGGAUCCAGACACGGCACAUCCCAAUAUCCUCCUGUCUGAAGGAGACAAGAAAGCGAAAGAAGGAGAAGCGCAGCCGUAUCCCCACCGCCCUCAGAGAUACGAUUAUUAUUAUCAGGUUCUGGCCAGACAGGAGCUGACUGGUCGUCAUUACUGGGAGAUGGAGUGGAACGUUCCCUGUGACCAAGGUUUUGAUGUAGGUGUGAUCUACAGUGGACCUCCAUGUAAAGGAGACAAUAUACAGUGCUUUAUACGAUCCAGUGACCUAUCCUGGUGUUUUGGCCAAGAGUACGCAAAAGGCUCCCCUUACCGUGUAUAUCACAGUAACAACUUUGAUUAUGAGGAUAGUGAUCCCAAAACUAACAUCACCCAUCUGGGAGUGUACCUGGACUGGUCUGCAGGGACUCUGUCCUUCUACAAAGUCAUCAGUGACAAACUGAUUCACUUUCACACCUACAGGACCAAAUUCUCUCAGCCUCUUUAUCCAAUCCUUCAGUUGGAGGGUAACCAAGUCUUCAUUAACUUCUGUCUGUAAACCUGGACCCACAACCCAGCCAGCAUUUCUGUGGGUCCGUGGGUCCCGCAUGAGCUGAAAAUAAAUCCCAGAGGCGUUUAGACAUGGAUUUAUUUGAUAGGAAAUCCUUUUUGAGAUUGCUAAAAAAAAAGUGUGAUGAACAGUAAUCUUUUGUAAUCAAAUAUAUAAUCAAUAAAGCAUAAACAAGUAGCUGAAAGUUUAUGAGUCUGGCCUGCCAUACCUGUUCACUUCAACCCAAGGGCCUGCUGUCCCUCAGGUUGAUCCACUGGCCAACACCACAACUAUAUGAGGUCUUUGUGUCUAAAAAGAAAUGAUUUAGGAUGGCUGUCCAGGCUCGGGGUUUAGUGGGGAAGGAUGUUAGGAUAAGUAUACAUGAAUUAUUGGUGAAAAGAUGUCAUGAAUAGAUGUGAGGAUGACAUAAAAUGUAUUUUUUUCCGUUUUUUCUUGAGAAAAAUUCUUGUCUUUUGUGUAAAUGAUUUUGAACAAUAAAAAUCCUAU